Molecule: messenger RNA, 2089 nt
Organism: Stomoxys calcitrans (stable fly)
Lineage: Eukaryota; Metazoa; Arthropoda; Insecta; Diptera; Muscidae
Product: membrane-associated tyrosine- and threonine-specific cdc2-inhibitory kinase
Exons: 4
Coding region: 143-1783 (546 amino acids)
Biological process (GO): protein phosphorylation
Molecular function (GO): protein kinase activity; ATP binding
Source: RefSeq, a predicted model, not a curated record
AUCAUCUACUUUUUCCUGUUGGAUCCUUGUUGACAUCUCCUUUGUUUUCAUUAAAAGUUGCCUCAGUAGUUAAAGCUGAAUUUUCCCGGCAGCAUUGCAAGUGUACGCCAACAGUAGGAGUGUUUUUUUUAUUGUCGCGAAAAUGAUCGAUUCAAAAGUGCAUACCAUGGAGAAUGGAAAUUUAUCCCGCUUGCCAGUUCCAGAAAUUAAAGAGGAAAUAUUUCAACACACCCACAAACAAGUUCAUCGACGAGAUGAUGUACGGUUGAAACCACCGAAACUGAAGCCUAGAUACGAUACUAACUUUAAUCGUGACCACACCGCCCAUGCUAUAUCGUUUCGUGGAGACGACCUCGAGUGCGUGGCAGACUCCUCACUGUUGGGAUCAACGUACGAUUGCUCUUUGAAUGAAACAUAUUUUGAGCAGUGUUUUACGUGUUUGGCUAAAAUUGGAGAGGGUUCCUUUGGGGAGGUAUUUAAAGUUCGCUCCAAAGAGGAUGGCCUAUUGUAUGCUGUGAAAAAGUCUAAGCAAUUAUUCCGAAGUGAUCUAUAUCGGCAGGAGCGUUUGGAAGAAGUAAGACGAUAUGAACAGUUUUCAGGCCACAAAAAUUGUUUGCAGUUCUAUCGUGCUUGGGAGCAAGAGGAUCGUCUAUUUAUGCAAAUGGAAUUGUGCAGAGAAAGUUUGGACUCUUACUUGCAGCGCAAACGUAACAUUCCCGAAGAGAAAAUUUGGUCCAUACUCUUGGACCUGUUGUUGGCAUUAAAGAGUCUACAUGAUCGUAAUCUUCUACAUUUGGAUAUCAAACUCGACAAUGUUUUGAUCGGCGAUGAUGACAGCUGUAAGUUGGCGGAUUUUGGCUUAGUUAUUGAUGUCGAUCGGGCCAAUAGACAUCAGGCAACGGAAGGCGAUUCUCGUUAUGUGGCGCCAGAGAUAAUGCAGGGCAAUUUUUCAAAGGCAGCCGAUAUUUUUAGUUUGGGUAUUGCAAUGUUAGAGCUAUCAUGCUAUUUAGAACUACCAGCGAAUGGUCCACUAUGGCAGCAAUUAAGAAGUGCUGUAUUUCCGGAGGAUUUUCUAAAAAAGAUUUCAGAAGAAUUGCAAAACGUCAUAAAGGAUAUGAUGACACCAGAUCCCAGACAAAGGCCGACAGUCGAUCAUCUAUUGAGUAACAAACGAUUUGUUACAAUGCUACAAAGAAGACGUCACUGGGAAUUGGUGAACAAAAUGAAGACCGCUGUGCGAAAAUCUCGCAGAUUAGCAUGGUCAACAUUGUGCAAUUUGAAAAAUGUAGUUUUUAGUUUUUUCGCCACUAUUCUUAGUAUAUUCGGUAAGCGAGAAUUAUCGACAGACACAAGCACGUACAGUGCUCCUACUACGGUGGAAAAGAAAAGAGCGCCACAUUUACGCUCACAUUUAACCUCAUCCACUCCCACAAUGAACUCAUCAAAAGCCAAAGCCCGCAUCGAUUUACAAUUUGAGGAUGAUCUCUAUUUCGGACAGCAACAUUCAACACCCUAUAAUAAUGGUUUGAAUGAUAAUGAUAAAAUAGUCAAUUCAACGCCGCUUAAUCACAACCACAGCAGUUUCCGUUCUCGGAAGGAUUUAACGAAAACAUGUUUUAAUGAUAAUUCUGAAGUUCCGUCUUUUCUACUAAAUAAAUCAACUUUCUCGUAUAUAGAUGAUGGUGAUUCAAGUUCAAGUUUGCAGUGUCUACGUAGACCUUUGGAUGUGUCUUCUAUGCGAGGGAAGAAACUAUUUAGUAAAUUUGACGAAGAUACCGAUUAGACAAUUACAUUUCUUAAGUUCCUAACUCCAAACUAUUUUAUUUUUAUUUCAUAUUUUUUUCCUCUAUGAUUGUGUUUUAUGCAUAUUAAUACUAACGAUGUAUUAACGAUUUAGUGUCCCCAACGGGUACAACAUAUAUUCAUAGAAUGUAAUUGUAAUUUUAAGUUAAUCAUGUUAUUUUGUUUCAUCAUCGCAAUUUUUUCAUCCUACCACCGAUGGUAGCAUAUAGAAUUAGUUUAUAAAGUAUAAUUGAAAAAAAAAAAACAAGUAUAUUUAGACAUAUGUGAUAUGUUAACGAAAACUAUU